AUGAACUCCAACUUCAUCCUCCGCCGCGCGCUAGUCGCGGCUCAUCCCAACGCGGGACGCGGGAUCUUUGCUUUGACGAAUGCCUCACGGUCGUACGCGACGCCCUCAAAGCAAGAGCCUGAUCCCCAGCUCAAUGGGUAUCCUCAACUUCCAUGGGUCCACCGAGGCCACCUACCACCGCUGGGCUGGAAUGACCCUUUGACGAGGAGAAACUUUGGAGAGACGCUACAUGAACAAGAGGAGGUCCUUUCGAUGUGGGGACCUGAUGCUCCUCCGAUUGAUCCCAACGUCGCCCUGCGCCGUUUCCUAAUUGCGGUUUCUGCCUUCGUGGCCGUCGGUUUCACCAUCAAAUCCUUGACUCCGGAAGCGCCUGUUGUUCGCCGUGAAUAUCCGUUCAACGGCCUUGUCCGAGAACUUGGGGGACUAGAGGAGAACAAGGCGAGACCGGAGAGCAUCGAUAUCGAAGAGUAA
Messenger RNA from Cyclocybe aegerita, 471 nucleotides. The record is from the annotation of a GenBank genome assembly. Lineage: Eukaryota; Fungi; Basidiomycota; Agaricomycetes; Agaricales; Hemipholiotaceae.